GGUUUCUGGAAUUGAUCGUUGUCAUAAUUGGCAACGUUUAUGUAGGGAUCAUUUUUUAGAAGAAAACUGUAAGCCGGGAAAAAGCAAUUUUUAUUUUCAAUCUUAUGAUUGAAAUGGUUCUCCUCCUAUGUAGUUAUGCUGCUCAAAGUAAUGAUGUUGAAACUGGAAAUAAUGUAAUUUUACCAAUGGAACAAAAUAUAAGAGAGGAAAAUAUUGAAAAUGCUGUUGUAAAUAAUUUUAAAUCACCAAGACGGUCACUUAGACUUACUAGAAACAAUGAGGAUAUGAGUAAUAAAAAUAUACCGGACCAUACUUCAGGAUCUGGAUUACGAUGUUCCGUUAAAAACUGCUUUAACAGGCAUUCAAAGAUUCUUAGUCUCUUUGGCUAUUCUAAGGAUUUCACGCUCAGAAAAAAGUGGAUAGAAAAAUGUGAAAUAAAAAAAGGUCCUGCUAAAAUAGUAAAACCUUGUACAAGAGUUUGUAUUACUCAUUUUGAACUAGAAUGUUUCAAAAAUACUGCAUUAAAAAAUAGAUUAAAACCAGGCGCUAUUCCAUCAUUAUUUUUUGAUAGUGGUAGUACUGAAGAAGACCCGGCAGAGUUUACAUGUUCCCGUCAGGAAGUGUUGGACUAA
Molecule: messenger RNA, 632 nt
Organism: Acyrthosiphon pisum (pea aphid)
Lineage: Eukaryota; Metazoa; Arthropoda; Insecta; Hemiptera; Aphididae
Exons: 5
Coding region: 105-632 (175 amino acids)
Molecular function (GO): sequence-specific DNA binding
Source: RefSeq, a predicted model, not a curated record